Aspergillus fischeri NRRL 181 is the source of this 969-nucleotide messenger RNA. RefSeq names its product thiamine pyrophosphokinase-related protein. Gene Ontology annotation, molecular function: 8-oxo-dGDP phosphatase activity. Bases 1 to 969 code for a protein of 322 amino acids. The record is from RefSeq and is a predicted model, not a curated record. NCBI's taxonomy places the organism in Eukaryota, Fungi, Ascomycota, Eurotiomycetes, Eurotiales, Aspergillaceae. The transcript is spliced from 2 exons.
AUGGGGAAGUCAUAUCUCGAAUUGGUCAACGAAUGCGACAAAUUCCCAUACUACGAGAAUAAUCCAACGCUCUAUGCAGCCCACUUGAAGAAUUUCCACGCUUUCAAAGUAAGCGGGUGUGAUGCUGUGCUGGGGUAUAUCCUCAAUUCGGUAGUGGAAAAGUUCUACUGGCCGGAGGAUUGCUGGUCGGUUGACUCUACAAAUCGAACAGUCACGCUCGUUACCCCUCCAAAUGCGACAGCCGACCAGCGGAGCCAAUUGGUCGCAAAGACCCUCCGUGAAGUAGUCAAGAGGGGAAUCUUUGACAUAUUGAAAGGAUGGCGCAAUGAGCUCUACCCUGUUUACGGUCCAGGCGGAGAGUUCCUGUUGGAAAUGGAACGGAGCGCAAGUCCGCUCUUCGGCAUCGUUUCAUAUGGUAUUCACUGCACUUGCUACGUUGAAGACGAAAAUGGACUACGCAUUUGGGUCCCCAGGCGGUCACGGACGAAGCAAACGUACCCUGGAAUGCUGGACAACUCCGUGGCGGGCGGAAUGAGCACCAAGGAGAAACCUUUUGAGUGUUUGGUCCGCGAGGCGAUGGAAGAGGCGUCUCUUCCCGAGGAUGUGGUCAGGCAAAACGCCCGCUCUGUUGGAUGUGUCACGUAUGUCUAUGUUCGUGGAGCGCGGGCUGGAGGCGAAACCGACCUGCUGCAGCCUGAGGUUGAAUACGUUUACGAUAUCCAGCUCAGCGCUGACGUUAUUCCGAAGCCCUGCGAUUCAGAGGUCGAGGAGUUCAACCUAUACACUAUCGAGGAGGCCAAGAAGGCACUGGCAAAUGGUGAAUUCAAGCCCAAUUGCGCUGUUGUAUUGAUCGAUUUCUUCAUCAGACAUGGGGUCCUGACACCCGAAAACGAGCCCGAUUACCUGGAGAUUGUCGCAAGGAUUCACCGCCGCCUUGAGUACCCAACUGUAUCGCACGCCGCGAGGUAG